AUGCCGGUACCACAGACGGAGGACUGGAGAGCCAUCGCUGCUGGGUUCCAGGAGCGCUGGAACUUUCCAAAUUGCGUUGGUGCCAUUGAUGGGAAGCAUGUGGUGAUCCAGGCUCCGGCAAAUUCUGGGUCCCUGUACUUCAACUACAAGUCCACCCACUCCUUGGUACUACUGGCUGUAGUGGAUGCCCAGUACCUCUUCAGGGUAGUGGAUGUCGGAGGUUUUGGAAGGAGCAGCGACGGUGGGAGCCUGCGGAAUUCCGCUUUUGGAGAGGGCCUCCGAGAUGGCAGUCUGCAGCUACCACCUGACACCGUCAUCCCAGGAGCAGAGCGGCUGGGCCUUCUUCCCCAUGUGUUUGUUGGAGAUGAGGCUUUUCCGCUGCUGGACAACCUGCUGCGUCCGUUCCCUGGACGUCAGCUCACGCGUGAAAGGAGGCUGUUCAACUACCGCCUCAGCCGGGCCAGGUUGGUGGUUGAAUGUGCGUUUGUCAUCCUCUCAUCUCAGUGGAGAAUGUUCCGGCGUGUCAUUACCACCAGCCCGGAGGUAACAGAGUUGUGUGUGAAGGCCACCUGUGUGUUGCACAACUUCCUCCGCAGGAAGACAAUAGGAAGGUCAUCACGCACACCUGUCGUCGCAGAGUCGAGUGAUGAAGCUCCAACCCUGCGCGAUGCACCUAUGAUGGGCUCAAACAACGCCACACGCCGAUCCAUCCAACUGCGGGAGACCUUCUGCUCCUAUUUGAAUGAGGAGGGUGUAGUGUCAUGGCAGCAUAAAGUGGUGUAGGGUCACCAUGGCUCCUCCAAACCAAAAGCUCUUUUAAGA
Molecule: messenger RNA, 822 nt
Organism: Gymnodraco acuticeps
Lineage: Eukaryota; Metazoa; Chordata; Actinopteri; Perciformes; Bathydraconidae
Product: protein ANTAGONIST OF LIKE HETEROCHROMATIN PROTEIN 1-like
Exons: 1
Coding region: 1-783 (260 amino acids)
Source: RefSeq, a predicted model, not a curated record